CCCGUCACCCCGGUGGGUCGCGCCGCGCCGCGCCGGCGCCCAUAAAAACCAAACCCCACGUCCCCACGACGCCUUGCCAUCCCCCACCAAGUCGCCUGCCUUCCCCUCUCCCGCCCACCGCUCGGAGGUCGGAGCCGAUACGCGACGAGGCCAGCCGAUCUGGUCCGCAUCCGCAUGCGCCCGCGCCCGCCCGUCGCCACCUGAGCUUCGGACCCCCGGGCCGGAGCGUGCGGCCCGCGCCCGCCAUGGACGAGUACCGGACGCCGCGCCGGUCGCCGGCGGGCGAGCGGUUCAUCGGCAUGUUCUCGUCGCCGUCGACGCCAUCGUCGUCCCCGACCGAGCCCUCGUUCGUCGCCGGGGACGAGCUCCACGAGGACGACUUCCUCUUCGACGCCGCGGCGCCGCAGCCCGACGCGGCCCGGAGCCCGGGCCGUGGAGCGCCGCCGGGGCACCUCGGCCUCCUGGCCGCGCUGGCGCUGCACGAGGGGGACAAGAGGCUCCUGGUCCGUGGCGGCCACGGCGGGGGAGUGGCCGCCGCCGCGGCCGCCGCCAGCGCGGGGACGCUGCUCCGGCGCAAGGCGACCAUCGCGGCGGCCGCCGCAUCCGCCUCGGCCUCGGUGGCGUCGGGGAGCGCGGGCGCGCUGUCGCCCACCCAGUCCCCGUCCCCGACCUCCUCCGCGUGGGCCAUCCCGGCGACCGCGAGGCCCAAGAACGCCGGGCCCGCCCCGGCGUUCCACCAGUCGGCGCCCGUGAAGGUGCCCGUGCGUCCGCCCCGGAAGCCAGAUAUGGGCCGGUGGGACGAAUUCGAUGACGACGACGACGACUUCCGGAGCGGCGACGCCGCCAUGCUGCCCCCGCAUGAGAUGGUCGCCCGCGCGUCCGCCGGUGGGGCUGGGCCCGCCGCUCCGUUCUCCAUGCUCGAGGGCGCCGGGCGCACGCUCAAAGGCCGAGACCUGCGGCGGGUGCGCGACGCCGUGCUCAGGCAAACCGGGUUCCUCGACUGAAUCCGGCAAGGUGACGUGGCUCUUGCCUUUUGUUCAGCAACCGUGUGCUCAGAGUCGUAGAUGCGUUGCAUUAGGUAUUAGUGUAGUGGGUUCUACUGUGUGAGCAAAGCGGGAAGGUGAGAUAACAAGGUUGAGUUUUCCAUAGAACUGCUUGCAAUUUUGGUGUCCUUGGAUGUCUGCUUGUCAUAUUACUGUAAGCUUCAGCAGUAAUAAGAACUGGUGUCCUGUGUCUGGGUCUGCUGUGCGAGCUCUCUGUAAUCCAGGAGGAAAGAGAGAGAGAACAAAUUUCUGUCAAGGUUGUCUGUUAGGGGUACAUAUCAACUAUCGUGAUGUUAGUCGAGACUAAUGCUUUCUGCUCCUAGUGAAAAUUUUGUUAAUUUUGUUUCAUACUCUUUUAAUGUUACUGAUUUGCCUAUGGUGAUGAAAUAUGCAUUCUUUC
Sorghum bicolor (sorghum) is the source of this 1443-nucleotide messenger RNA. RefSeq lists its product as uncharacterized. The transcript has a single exon. The coding region runs from base 246 to 1004 and encodes 252 amino acids. The record is from RefSeq and is a predicted model, not a curated record. Lineage: Eukaryota; Viridiplantae; Streptophyta; Magnoliopsida; Poales; Poaceae.